Molecule: messenger RNA, 1158 nt
Organism: Closterium sp. Naga37s-1
Lineage: Eukaryota; Viridiplantae; Streptophyta; Zygnematophyceae; Desmidiales; Closteriaceae
Source: the annotation of a GenBank genome assembly
AUGCGCAGGCGGCGCCGAAGCAGGCGCGGCGGCGGGAACGCGGCGACGAGACGUCGCGGCGGAGGGACGGGCAGGCGGCGACGAGGCGUCGCGGCGGCAGGAUGCGCAGGCGGCGCCGUAGCAGGCGCGGCGGCGGGAAUGUGGCGACGUGACGUCGCGGCGGAGGGACGGGCAGCGGGCAGGCGGCGACGAGGCGUCGCGGCGGCAGGAUGCGCAGGCGGCGCCGAAUCAGGCGCGGCGGCGAGAAGGGGAGGCGGCGACAGGGGGUCGCGGCGGGGGGGAGGAGGGGACAGCGGCGUUGCGCUCGCGGCGGUGGAAUCCGCAGGCGAGGAAGGCGUUAUCGCGGCGGGAGGGGGGGGGAACGGCGGCGACGGCGUAGUGCCACCCACUUUGGGCAUUUCGCUCCGCAGUAGCGAGGGCGCUACCCAAGCUGCAGUUAUGGCUGUAGGGGAGGAGAAUGCAAUAGCUGAAGCAGUGAAAGAGCUGUUCAGAUUGGUGAGAGAGGAGGAGUUGGCAACAGUAAAGGGGGAGCUGGCUGCAGUGAAGGGGGAACUGGCCGUGGUUAAAGAUGAGGUGGCCCGGCAGAAGGAGCGAGUGGUGAUGUUGGAUGAGAGGAAUCAGGUUUUGGAGAGUGAGGUGAAUGAGUUGAGUGCAUUGGGUGUUGUGGGCGAGAGGAGGGUGGCGGCUGCUGCUGUGGUGGACGAGAGCGAUAUGAAGUUGGCAGCACUGCUAAAGGAGUUUAUUGGAGUCAAGGCAGAGCUGAUUGCAACGAAAGGGGAGGUGGUAGCAGUAAAGGGGGAGCUGGCUGAACACAAGGGCGCUACGGCUGAGCAAGUGAAUGUGGCUGAGAGAAGGAGAGGACUGGAAUUGAGAGAGCUGAGAGGAGAGAUAAGAAAGGCAGAGGCUGAAAUGAGGGCGGAGUUGGCAAGGGAGAGGGAGGAGAGGAGGAGGGAGGUGCAGGAGGUUGAGAGGAGAGCAGCAGACUUGACAGAGAUGAGAGGGCAGGUGGAGGAGAGGGAGAGGGAGCUGGCUGAGCAGAAGGAUGUUGUCAUGGAGAUGGAUGUUAACCAGCAAAUUAGGGAGAGUGAAGGUGAUCAAAAGACGGCAUGGCGGGUGAGUGCCGAGUGGAAUGUUUGGCAGAGCAUGCACUGUUGCUGA